This is a messenger RNA of Arachis stenosperma, 3434 nucleotides long. RefSeq names its product putative FBD-associated F-box protein At5g56440. The coding region runs from base 568 to 1917 and encodes 449 amino acids. Gene Ontology annotation, molecular function: protein binding. The transcript has 11 exons. The record is from RefSeq and is a predicted model, not a curated record. NCBI's taxonomy places the organism in Eukaryota, Viridiplantae, Streptophyta, Magnoliopsida, Fabales, Fabaceae.
ACCCAGACACCCGCAGACAGCAGAGACCCACUCUCGGGCCUCCCCUCCAGCCCUCCACUCUCACCUCUCGCUCUCAGUUCCCACUUCCCAGUCUCCACCUCGAGCUUCCGGCGCAACCUCCGUCCAGCCACCGCCGCCGUCGCAAGGUCCGUGGAAGUCACUCACCGUCGCAAGUUCCUUUCAGCCAGCUUCGCGCAGCCAGCUUUCCUUUCAGCCGUCGAACUCGCAGCCACCGCCAGUGCCAGUUUCCGUCGCAACCUUCCUUCCCUUCCAUCGCGCAGCCACCGUGCGAACGUGGAAGCCUCCGUCGCGCAGCCACGCCGUCGCCGGCGCUAUCUCUGUUCCACCACAGCCACUGUCCUGUUCGAAGCCCGUUCGAAGGUGCGCCUUGUCUCCGUGUCUCCCUCUUGCGUGCUCUGUUGAAGGCUUCUUCUAGCUUCUAGUUACUGAACUGAACCGUGAACUUUGUUGAAUAAGGAAGACGACCUUGAACUUCCGCCGUCUUGUUGCCGUCCGUCCUCCAUUGCGAUCGAAGAUACAAAAUUGACAAAAGGCGAAUCCAUCAACAUGGAUAGGAUCAGUUACUUACCGAACGAUAUCCUUUGCAACAUUCUCUCAUACCUCCCAACAAAAGAAGCUGUAUCCACCAGCAGCCUCUCUCGCAGGUGGCGCCAUGUUUGGAAGGAUGUCCAAGUCCUUGACAUAGAUGAUAUACUCUUUUGGUCCUCUAGGGAUCCCAGCUUAGAUUCUUUCGUCAAUGCUAUUCUAGCUCAGCGCAAUGCAGAUUUGUACCCCAUCAAAAAGUUCCGCCUCAAGUGCAAAAGUUUUAGAGUGGAUCCCAUCUCAACAUCGCUUAAUGCCGUCAUUGGCCCCUGCCUUCAGGAACUAUAUCUCAGCCUUAAAGUAGAUGUAACGCUUGGAAUGAACUUGCCUAAAGCCAUAUUCACUUGUACAUCACUUACGUCCCUUGUUUUGAAACAUGAUAUUUCAAUGUAUUAUGGUCCGGAGUUUCCAGAUGUAUAUCUGCCAUCCCUCAAGAACCUAGAAUUGGAAAUUGCCGAUAUGGACAACAAGCUUUUAUCUGGCUGCCCUGUUCUUGAAAAUCUUAAGCUCAUUCUACAGCACAUGACCCCAGAAGGUUAUGUUUAUAUACCUACAAUUCAGAUGCCUCAGACAUUGAAGAGUUUAACCUUUGAAGAUUACUCUACCCUGUGUGAUGAGAUUAACCAUCGUGUGAUAGACACACCAUCUCUUGAAUACCUCCAUCUGAAAAUAGUGACGUCGGCGUUUUCUGAGCUACACGUUUUGGUUAGCCAUUUUCCCAACAUGGUGGAGGCAUAUGUUGAUAUUCAGGAAGAUCAUUCAAGUAUUGAUAUUCACGGUGAACUUGUUGAACAUGUCUGUUGGGUGCCCAUGCUUCUCCAGGCACUUCGUGAAACAGAGUUGUUAACAUUGAAACGUUACACAACUAUGUGCUUAUUUAGUGCUCCAGCUUUCAAGUUUCCAGAAUUUCACCAUUUGAUCUAUCUAGAGCUUGAUGUUCCAUUUUUCAACACAAACUUCCUGCUAAACGUCCUUCACAGCUGUCAUGUACUUGAAGCUCUCAUAAUUUGGAUUUGGGAGGAAUUCCAUAUCCACAUCAUGGACUAUAAUGGACCAACACCACCAACCAUGGUUCCCAGUUGUGUGACAUCACAUCUCAAGAGUUUUGAGUUUAUAGAAUAUCAAGACGAUGCAGAUGAGCGUGAAUUUAUUGCAUAUCUUUUACAAGGAGGACUUGUUUUGGAGACAGUGAUAAUUCAACUUAGAUCUGAUUUACACCCAGAGACAAAGGACAAUAUUGUCAAGGGUUUAUCUGCUAUACCGAGGGGCUCUACAACAUGUCAGCUAAAUUUCAUUGAUCAAAAUCCCAUUUAACAUGGAUGAUGGCAUCUCUACUCUCUGGGAAACCUGCCAAACAUUUGCUUGUUUUAUGGUUAUGUUCACAAAACAUGUGGGCUGCUAUUUAACCGUGUUGCUAGAUUAAACCACUCUAUACCCACCAGCGUCCUGUCUCGCAGGUGGCGCUGCCUGUGGAAGGAGCUCCUGGUCUUGGACUUUGACAAUGAUAAGCAUGGAGGAGAUCUUUGCUUUCCUGCUUUCGUCGAUGCUGUUCUAGCUCAACGCACUGCUCCCCACAUCCAGAAGUUCUGCCUCACGUGGUCAAAGUUGAGUUGUCUCCUUUUCUCCCUUUGAAGAUUGAUCUUCCAAUUUUAUUUGCCACUCCAUGUCUACUGCUGAGCAAUAUCAGCUAGUGCUUGCUAGUGAAAGGAUGGAAAGGUUCAAGUUGGAGCUUCCCUCGUGGCAAAAAGAGCAAAGAUGAAGAAGAUCAUGCAUGUUCCAUUAGAGAAGUUAUGGAAGAAACAGGUUUUGAUGUCUCAAAACUUCUUAAAAAGGAAGAAUACCUUGAAAUUAUUUUUGGACAACAGAGAGUCCGACUUUACAUAUUGCUGGUGUGAAAGAUGAUACUGCAUUUGCCCCACAAACCAAAAAGGAGAUCAGUGAAAUUUCAUUGCACCGGCUUGAUGACCUUCAACCAGCAAGUGAUGAAGUGAUAUCUCGUGGAAUCACUGGCCUCAAGCUUUAUAUGGUGUCCCCUUUUUUGGCAUGAGUACAGCGGCACGUGAUUUUUGAUAGUUUUGGUGAAUGUCCCACGAGUUGUUGAAAUUUAUAAAGACUGGUGUCUUUUAUGCAGAUCAUUGAAAUCAUGGAUUUCAUCACAUCCACCUCCUAUGGCUCCAAGGCCUGAUUUGCCCCUUAAAGGAAUUUGCGUGUGGAAAGCAAAGCACAGUUCUACAGGGAGUAGCUCAACAUUCAUGGAUAGCCAGCCCACAAAGCCUGAAAAUGAAUCUCAAAAUCUUGAUAUAGGGCCUGGCAGGAGCUUCAUGAAUUUCACAUUUGAUACUGCAACGAUUUUACAAGCCAUGGAAACAGCAUUUUCUUCUUGAAGGUCCAGCAACAUUCCUGUAAAGUCCCUCCCCGUAACUGAAUUGGAUGCGCCACCAUUUUCACUUUUAUGUCAGAAGUCGGUGGUGAUCAAUUUAGAUUUUUCUCAGAUUAUAUCAGGUUGAGUAAUUUGUACAUUGUGUAUUUGUGUACAUGAAUCGUUUGUGGGCCUAAACAGUAUUCUCAAUUAGUUAGUGUGGAGUAUAUUCCCCGAUUUUUAAUGUAUCAUACAAUUAGCUCUGAAACUUGUCUUUGAGACAUUGAAAGCAAUUUCGUGGUAGCUUUAGCUUUAGGUUAUUUUUAGUGUGUGUGAGUGGGUGUGUGUAACCUAAGAUUGGGGUUGUCCAAUUCAUCGACCCAAAAAAAAAAAAGUUUAUCCGUAACAGUUUGCGAGUUUCUAUUUUAUACUUGGCGUUUUAAAAUUGUUUUAAUUAAUUUCUAGACGAUGA